CCCCGAACAUUAGCCAAUCAGAAACGUCGACAAAUACAACCGGAAGGGAUUCCCCAACGGGAAUACCCCGUAUAAACAAUAUGGACCGAUGAUCACAACAACACGCACUCUGAUUUACAGGAUGUAAAUAUGGUACUAUAUACAACAGUUGACGAUGAUGACCCUGAUUUACCUAUCAAUGAAGAGAAGACAAUGGAGACAGAAAUACACAGUGUGAGGUAAACACCAGGACAUAAAAGGCGGACAACUCCAAGGACGAUACGAACAUAAAAAACAACCAAGACGAGGCGGACAACAUCAGGGACGAUACGAACAUCAACAACAACCAAGACGAGGCGGACAACAUCAGGGAGGAUAUGAACAUCAGCAAAAACCAUGACGAGGCGGACAACACCAGGGACGAUACGAACUUCAACAAAAACCAUGACGAGGCGGACACCUCCAGGGACGAUACGAACAUCAACAACAACCAAGACGAGGCGGACAACACCAGGAACGAUACGAACAUCAACCACAACCAAGACGAAACAGACAACACCAGGGACGAUACGAACAUCAACAACAACCAAGACGAAACAGACAACACCAGGGACGAUACGAACAUCAGCAACAAUCAAGACGAAACAGACAACACCAGGAACAAUACGAACAUCAGCAACAACCAAGACGAAACAGACAACACCAGGGACGAUACCCAUUGACAUUGGCUACCUGUGCGUUUCAGGUCACAUUUCAAGUUU
Messenger RNA from Pecten maximus, 740 nucleotides. RefSeq lists its product as uncharacterized. The record is from RefSeq and is a predicted model, not a curated record. Bases 357 to 701 code for a protein of 114 amino acids. The transcript is spliced from 2 exons. Lineage: Eukaryota; Metazoa; Mollusca; Bivalvia; Pectinida; Pectinidae.